Molecule: messenger RNA, 1037 nt
Organism: Durusdinium trenchii
Lineage: Eukaryota; Dinophyceae; Suessiales; Symbiodiniaceae
Source: the annotation of a GenBank genome assembly
CCUUGAAGCACAUUUGGCAGCGCUACAUUGCCUAUGGAUUGCAAUCUCGAUGCAGAGAACCAGGAACUUCACAUUGGAGGGAAGGACGGGGAGUGUGAGCUUUACAUUGCCAGAGACUUGGAGACCUGUGAAGAUCCUUGGGUCUGGAUCAUAUGCCACAGUCGCUGCUUUUGAGGCACAUGGCAAGAAACUUGCGGUGAAGAAGGUGCGAAGAAUAUUUGAUCAUCCUUUGCUGGCGCUGCGGACUUUGAGGGAGGUCAAACUUUUGGCACAUUUUCAGCAUCCCAAUAUCCUUCGUUUGCAAUGUCUUUGGCUGGAUGGGACGGAUUUCAAGGAUGCCUACUUGUGCCUGGAGAGGAUGGAUGGUGACCUCCACACGCUAAUAUAUGGAAACCAGAGCUAUUUGACCGAUAUUCAGGUCCAGCAGGUGCUUUACUCUGUGAUGAGGGGUUUACUUUGCUUGAGAUUUGCAUGCGUCAUACAUCGGGAUUUGAAGCCUGGAAAUAUACUGGUCGGUCACACCGGAGAGGUCAAGAUCGCGGAUUUAGGCCUCGCCCGAGGUAUCGACUCAGAUGAGGAUGCUCAUGAUCAGAUCAUGCUGACAGAAUACGUAGUGACGCGCUAUUAUCGUGCUCCCGAGGUGGUUCUUACAGCAUCUAGGUACACAUAUGCAGUGGACAUGUGGUCUGCAGGGUGCAUCCUUGGAGAGAUGCUGACUCGAAGGCCGGUCUUUGAAGGCAGAGACUCUUUGCACCAGGUGAAGAUAAUUAUAUCUGUGCUUGGGUGCCAGGAACCAGAGGAUUUGGCGUGGCUUCCAGCCCGUGGUACAGCUCGUGUCUUUGUGGACAAUUGUAUUCAGGAGAUGCGCAAUAAGUGUGUGCCAGCCACAAACCAGGCACAGUACCGAGUGAUGCUUGGCAGGGAAAAACACCGUCAUUCGGGGCAUGAGAGCGAUGGACUUCUUGGCUUGGUAUAAACGAGUUGCUAGUCAACCCAUGUUAUCUCCAAAAAAUGCAGAUACAAAAACACAAAUAUUG